Messenger RNA from Callithrix jacchus (white-tufted-ear marmoset), 2716 nucleotides. RefSeq names its product DnaJ heat shock protein family (Hsp40) member B5 (gene DNAJB5). The record is from RefSeq and is a predicted model, not a curated record. Gene Ontology annotation, molecular function: protein-folding chaperone binding. Gene Ontology annotation, cellular component: cytosol. Lineage: Eukaryota; Metazoa; Chordata; Mammalia; Primates; Cebidae.
UGGACUAAUAUAGUUGCCCCGGGCUCGGGUCUGAGUCUCAAGCACGAACCAAUAAAAUCAAAGGGCGAGCGGGGUUGCCGCCCUCUGUCUUUUUCACCAAUGGCACGACGAGAUGGCAAAGAGGCGUGGUUGAAUGAUCCCAGAGGGCGCCAAUCAGAUCCACACCAAUCACUGCUUGGAAUGUGUGCGCGUGUGGCCGGGUGACAGGGGCGGAGGAUGGGCGGCUAUCACCAAGCCGCUCGUUGAAAGCUGCCCAAUCACAGCAGAGGCUGAGUUGAGUGACGGGUAGAAGGCUCAAUGGGCGGCGCGGAGGCGGAGCCGUGGGGGGCGGGCUCCCGGUCCCGCUGUCGGCGGCCGGCGGGCAGGCGACUCCUGUCCCGGGUGGAGGCGGCUGAGCCGGAGCCGGGGGAGGGGGCAGCGACUGUCUCACGGACCACGGCGGCGCCCGCAGCUCCUCACCGAAACAAGGAGACCAGUGCUGGUCCAGUGGCUGUGAUGGGAAAAGAUUAUUACAAGAUUCUUGGGAUCCCAUCGGGGGCCAAUGAGGAUGAGAUCAAGAAAGCCUACCGGAAGAUGGCCUUGAAGUACCACCCAGACAAGAAUAAAGAACCCAGUGCUGAGGAGAAGUUUAAGGAGAUUGCAGAGGCCUAUGAUGUGCUGAGUGACCCCAAGAAACGGGGCCUGUAUGACCAGUAUGGGGAGGAAGGCCUGAAGACCGGCGGUGGUACAUCAGGUGGCUCCAGUGGCUCCUUUCACUACACCUUUCAUGGGGACCCCCAUGCCACCUUUGCUUCCUUCUUUGGUGGCUCCAACCCCUUCGAUAUCUUCUUUGCCAGCAGCCGCUCCACUCGGCCCUUCAGUGGCUUUGACCCAGAUGACAUGGAUGUGGAUGAAGAUGAGGACCCAUUUGGCGCCUUCGGCCGUUUUGGCUUCAAUGGGCUGAGUAGGGGUCCAAGGCGAGCCCCAGAACCACUGUACCCUCGGCGCAAGGUGCAGGACCCCCCAGUGGUGCACGAGCUGCGGGUGUCCCUGGAGGAGAUUUACCAUGGCUCCACCAAGCGCAUGAAGAUUACGAGGCGGCGCCUCAACCCUGAUGGGCGAACUGUGCGCACCGAGGACAAGAUCCUGCACAUUGUCAUCAAGCGCGGCUGGAAGGAAGGCACCAAGAUCACCUUCCCCAAAGAGGGCGACGCCACGCCUGAUAACAUCCCUGCUGACAUUGUCUUUGUGCUCAAAGACAAGCCCCAUGCACACUUCCGCCGAGAUGGCACCAACGUGCUCUACAGUGCCCUGAUCAGCCUCAAGGAGGCGCUGUGUGGCUGCACUGUGAACAUUCCCACCAUCGACGGCCGAGUGAUCCCUUUGCCCUGCAAUGAUGUCAUCAAGCCAGGCACCGUGAAGAGACUCCGUGGGGAGGGCCUUCCCUUCCCCAAAGUGCCCACUCAGCGGGGAGACCUCAUUGUUGAGUUCAAAGUUCGCUUCCCAGACAGAUUAACACCACAGACAAGACAAAUCCUUAAGCAGCACCUACCCUGUUCCUAGGCUCUGCCCCAGACAGUCCAGAGUCUACCACAGCAAUACCCCCAACACUCGCCCCACUCAAUGUGCACCCAGCUUGAUGUCCACUGGACACUGGCAACUUUUUCUAAAAUGCAAAAAAAACCACUGGUUUUCAGGAAAAUGUUCCUGUCCCUGACCCCUUUCAGAGCUGGGCUGCCUGGGGGGAGUGGGAGGGAGGUGGGGAAAGCUAGCCCAGGCCAGGGGUCAAUGUUCAUGUCACUAGCUUUGAAUCCAGUUUCCACUGCAGUGGCUGGAAAGUGACCUGAGUGCUACUUGAAGAUAUGUAGAGAUUCCUUAUCCAUGCCUGUACAUAGCAUGUCCUCCUCCCCUCUCAGCUUUGCUAAUACCAGUCCCCUCCCUUCCCUUUGGCUUCCUGCUGCUGGGGGCAGAAGAGAAUAGAAAGGACAUUGCUGUCUCAGCCCCAACCCCAGGUCCACAGUGUCCAAGGUUAUGACACAUAUUCAUGAACACGAAACACUCUUCUAGAGCUGUCUGUGCCUCUCUAGGAGAGAGGAGAUGAGAUAAGAAGGGAAGGUCCAUAACCUGUGAGCAGGGAGGGACUUGAGCAUGAGACACUUUUCAUCUGGAGCAGAGGGGUGAGCUGGCCUCAGCAGCCUCUGCAACAGCUGCCCUGCCUAUACCCACAGAGCUGGAGGUUCUAUCCUCCCUGCUGCUCUCAGGAGUGUUCAAGGGUAGAGGGCAGGAAAUAGGGCCUGAGGUAUUAAGGCUAAGAGGUGGGGGCAGGGCCCAUCUCCCAGCCUUCAUCAAGAAGGGAAAGAGCUUUGGGGUCAGGUGGCAGCUAUUCCUCACCAAGAGAUUCAGGGUCACAGGUUUCUCCCCAUACCUCUGAACUCAGGGCCUAGCCACCCCCAAACUUCCAAAUCCCACUUUUGUGAUAUGUGAAGCUACUUAUUUCUUACCCUUAGAGGCUGUGUGGGGAAUUCCCGGCCCUUUUAUGCCUGUGUGGCCCCACCCCAUUCCCACAGUUGUAUAAAGGUCAUAGUGAAGGAGCUGGGGGAAGACUACUUUGGCCAGAUCCUGGGGUGGGGUCUUUAGGUUUUCUCACUUUAACAAGCCCCUGUAUGUUUUUAUAGUAGUUUUUUUGUAUUUUUUUGUAAUGACAGUAUUAUGUAAAAAAUAAAGUAUUUUAAAAAUA